GCAGCAACCGGAAAUAACGUGUCCUGCAGCAAUGGCGGACCUACUAGGUCUGCUGUCGCUGUUUCUCCUAUUAUUAGUCUAUUUAGGAGAAUGCAAGCUAACGGUGGAAGAGUGUAAAAACCUUGGAUUUUCCACAAAUCUGCUGUGCAGUAAUUGUGAAGAGCUUGACAAGUUCCAGCUCUUACCUCUCAAAGAUUCUUGUCAAGAAUGUUGCCAAGAAGACAGAACUGAAGAGGAAAAGGCUGGUCUUUAUCCAUAUGCAGAGUUAAUUGUGUGCGGAUGAAAAUUGGGAAGGUAUCCACAGGUUCAGGCUUUUGUUAAGAGCUCCAAGCCUGACCAGUUUCCUGGACUCGAAAUCAAAUACGCCAGAGGCGCAGACCCAAUCAUCAAGCUUUAUGAUGAAAACCGAGCUGUGCGAGAAGAACUGGGUAUCGAGAAAUGGAACACGGACUCUGUGGAGGCCUUCUUUCAUGCAAAACUGAAGAAAUAAACCCGUCACAAUAAUUUUGAAAUGUCCCACUAUGAGCAUCAUUCUUUGGUUCACUUUUGAUAAUGUUUUGUACAUUUUCUGCAGUCGAUGUCAUUUUUGAUAGCCUUGGAAUGUCAGUCAUUAUCAUCUUAAUUUCACAAAAUGCAUAACAUUUUCUGUUAUUUUUGUACAUACUUUCAACACUCAUUUUAGCCAGUAUGUUGUCUUCCAUUAAUCUUAAAACCGACAGAGCAAGAUAUUUGUGAAGUGUAGUUGUCCAAUAACUAACUGACACAAAUCUAAUGGCAAGUGGUUCCUUCACAUUUUCAUUGCCAAGCAGUGAUGACAACAGGAGAAUCUAUUUUCAGCUGAAAAAUUAUUGUGUCAUCGAAUUCAACAGAUUUAGAUGAUUGAAAGAAUUUAUCAAUUUGAGAUAAAAUCGGCAGAAAUCUGUCGAUCAGCGGAAAAUUGCCAUCCCUGUGCCAAGGCAGUUGAUUUCUAGUAACAGAAAAAUUAUGUUUUCUAGCUGUUAUAAAGGAUGUUAUUUAAUCUGAAUAUGGUUGAGAGAAAACAGAAGUGAAUCCGAGAAUGUUUGCCUCGUAGUGAGAUGUCUGAUAUGCCUAUCUAUGAAGUCCCUGCAUGAAACCAGAUGGUUUGUGGGGAUGGAUGACCGAGGUUUUGUUGGAAGACAUUUCCGAGUUGUUGCAUCAUUGUCCAUCUCAUUUUGUUUCAAGACCUUGUUUACAUUACAAGAAAGUGUAUUUAUCGUGUGGUUUUAUCACAUUGUUUACAAGUAAAAGGAAAGUGGACAUGA
Messenger RNA from Haliotis rubra (blacklip abalone), 1283 nucleotides. RefSeq names its product selenoprotein F-like. NCBI's taxonomy places the organism in Eukaryota, Metazoa, Mollusca, Gastropoda, Lepetellida, Haliotidae. Gene Ontology annotation, molecular function: oxidoreductase activity. The transcript is spliced from 4 exons. Gene Ontology annotation, cellular component: endoplasmic reticulum lumen. The record is from RefSeq and is a predicted model, not a curated record.